This is a messenger RNA of Saprolegnia diclina VS20, 5003 nucleotides long. RefSeq lists its product as hypothetical. The coding region runs from base 1 to 4950 and encodes 1649 amino acids. The record is from RefSeq and is a predicted model, not a curated record. Lineage: Eukaryota; Oomycota; Saprolegniomycetes; Saprolegniales; Saprolegniaceae. Gene Ontology annotation, cellular component: intracellular anatomical structure. Gene Ontology annotation, molecular function: RNA binding; zinc ion binding; ATP binding. The transcript has 3 exons. Gene Ontology annotation, biological process: nuclear-transcribed mRNA catabolic process, nonsense-mediated decay.
AUGACGCCCGACGCGUCGCAGGACGCCGCCGUUCUGGAACUCGAGUGUCAUCUGCACGUUUUCAAAGCCAUCCAAGCAACGUUCUCCGUGGCCACAAAAGAAGACAAGUACCGACGCAAGCGCGAGUUGUACCGUUUCCAGCAGCGCUUGCCUGCGUACGCCAAGCGCGACGAGAUCGAGCGCGCUGUGACCCAGAGUCGGUUUGUGGUCGUGCAAGGCCAAACGGGCUCGGGCAAAAGCACGCAAAUUCCUCAGUACCUCGCAGAGCUAUUCCCGCGAACGAAGAUUCUCGUGACGCAGCCACGGAAGCUCGCGGCCAUGGCGCUCGCAGAGCGCGUCGCCCUCGAAUUUGCAGGCGGCUACGACAAGGCGGCAACUGUGGGUGUCGAUGUCGGAUACCGUGUCGGCGGCCGGCGCCAGUGCCGUGCGCGAGGGCGCAUCGAGUACAUCACGGAAGGCGUCCUUCUCGACAUGAUCAUGCGCCAAGACAACAAGUUGUUCGAAGGCAUUGGUGCGAUUGUGGUGGACGAAGCGCACGAGCGCAGUAUCAUGUGCGACUUGCUGCUCGGGUCGCUAAAGUCGGACGACGCGCGCUGGCGACACAUUCCACUUGUCGUCACGUCCGCCACCAUUGACAUCGCCCUCUUUUCGACGUACUUUGGUGGCGCACCCAUCGUGGACAUCCCCGGGCGCCUGUUUCCAGUCGACGUAUCGUACAUGGUGACGCCAGACGGCACAAAAGACAUGGCCACCUACAUGGCACAGGUGGCGCUGGAGCUGCACCGCGACAGCUUACCGGGCGACAUCCUGUGCUUUUUACCUGGCCAAGACGACGUGUUGCGGGCCCAGGACGUGCUUGAGAAGUGCCACGAACCGGGCCUUGUUGCGCGUACGCUCUACGGAAAGCAGGAGCCCGAGGAUCAAAAGCUGGCCUUUGCGCCCACCGAGCAGCGCAAGGUGCUCUUCGCAACCGAUGUGGCCGAGACGUCGAUUACGAUCCCUGGAGUCGUCUACGUCGUCGACAGUGGGCUCAAGAAAGGCGUGAGCUACGACCACGUGCGGAAAAUCGCGUCGCUCAAAGUGCAGAGCAUUGCGCGGAGCUCGGCCAUCCAGCGAGCCGGCCGCGCCGGCCGCACGCAACCCGGUGUGUGUGUGCGGCUCUACAGCGAGCACGAUUUCGAGCUCAUGGAGACGAGUACGUUGCCCGAGAUAUUUCGACAGCCGCUGGUGCUUGCUGUGCUCACACUGCGCCGGCUCCGCAUCGAUCCAACGAUCUUCGAGUGGCUCUCGGCCCCGCCCGCCGACGCCAUGGCAGCCGCGGAGCGCGAGCUGACGCUCCUUGGCGCACUCGAGAACGGCCACAUCACGGCCCUCGGCACAAUCAUCACGACGCUGCAGCAGCCGCCCGAGCUCGUGCGGAUGCUAGUCAAGAGCUGUGCGCACGGCCAUGGCGAGGCAGCGCUGCAGAUCGCGGCGGUCCAAUCGGUCGCGCACAUGUUUGUGUGGCGCGACAAGACGAAGAAGCCGUCGACACAUCCGAUGCUUGUCUCCGACGACGGUGAUAUCGUACCGAUGGUGCGGGCUCUGAAAGAAUACCGCAGUGUGCUCACGGGUGCAACGCGUGUCGAAGUGAUGGCCGUGAGUGCGCCAAAUGACGUCGAGCCUACGGACGACCCACCUGCGAUUGCGCUAACGGCCGGGCUCCUACGUCGACUGAACGUUCAGCAGCGUGCAGUCAUCAACGACGACGACGAUGAGAACACGGACGAGACGCGCUCCGAGGGCACGUCAGGAGACAGCAUCGAGUCGGUACCCACACCGCCCAAGAGCAGUGGCAAAAUCACGUUCCGUACGAAAAAAAAGGCUGCGCAGUGGUGUCAGCAGAACGGGCUCAACAACAAGGCACUCGGUCUCGCUGUCGCGCUUCAAGACGAGCUGCGGGGCCAAGUCGCCGACUUGGCGUUUUGGAAAGAGCGACCACAAACGGGCGAGGUGUCGGACAGCGCCCUGCGGCGCAUCGUCUUUUACGGGUUCUUUUUGCACGUGGCGUGUCUCAAGCGCGACCGCAGCCACAUGCUGCAGUACUGCGCCGUCGAAGCCGACGUCGUGGGCACGAUUCCGAUGGAGGCGGCCAUCCAGAACGGGGUCCCACCGGACUGGAUCGUCUACGACAAGAUCUUUCGCCCCGCCGGCCGCGCCCUUCUCGUGGCGUGCACGCCUGUCGAAGAAGGGUGGCUCGCCUCUGAGAGUCCGGAAUUUGCUCGCAACGUGAGCGCAAAGCUGCAGCAGCUUCCGAUUUCCACUGUCGUGCUGACCGUGCCCAGCCCUGCGCUCAAGAAACUUGUGGGAAAGCAGCUGUGCAACCUCGAAGCCAUCGAAGUCCAACUCGGGUGUACGCUGCACGUCGUGCCGGACAAGGGCCAGCUCGUGGCAUUCUGCACCCCAGCCAUUGCGCGCGGUCUGCAGUCGCGCGUCGAUGCCCUUGUCGCACCGUACCAGGAAGAAACGCUCGCGCUCACGACGGAGCAGACGUACCUCGGCGGCACACGGGCUGUGAUCGGCGCUGGAUUUGUUGUCGACGAGCUGCUCUUUGACGACGAGUACGUCACCGUGUAUGUGCGCCAGCUCCCGGCCACGAUGCCUCGACGCGACAUCCGUGCGUUCGUUGCCAAAGCCGCCAACAGUUCGCAGCCAAUCCUGCGCGCACUAGAGCAGCAAGACGUCAACGGCGGCGACCAAUCCGUUGCGCUUACAUUUUACGACAAGGCUGUCGCCAAGCAAGUGCUCACGCGGCUGCAAGGCGAAGUCAUCGCCGGGCGCAACGUGCAAGUGAGCGCCGGCAAGGCGAUGGCCAAGCCCGGCCUGCAGCAGUCGACGUCGAGUCGUAUCAAAGUGUCCUGGGCCACCGCUGCCUCCAAAGGCGUCGCCAAGGUUUGGUUCAAAUCGGCGCCCGACGCCAACCGGUUUCUUCAAGCGUACAAAACGAUCUUGCCCGAGGCAGCACGCGCUGCGGCCAAAGGUGCAUCUGAGAUGCCUGCGAAGACACCCCUUGGGCUCAAGCCACUGCCACCCGUGACGCGCAUGGCCCCGAUGGUGUACCACUUCAACCUCGGCACCGACUUUACAUCGUUUCUUGUCGCCGUACAUGGUCUCCCACCCUCCUUGGACGAGGGCACGCUCACGGAGCGCCUGACGGCAAUGCCCCACGAGCGCUUCCGCAUCGAUCGCGAACUGAACGGCUCUGCGGACCAGAGUUCGUCGAUGGAGAGCGUCCUCGCCGUGCGGGCGCGACGGCUCGGCUCCGUAUUGGCGCACAUGCCUUAUACGUUUGUGGCCACGGAUUUCCUCGACGCUGGCCGCGCCGGCGUGUACAUCGUCAACGACGACACAUCGGCGCUCGAGGCUCUCUACAUGUCAGCGCUACAGUCGUGGGCACCCGCGGAGAUGCCGUGUGGGCAGCCGAUCCGGCUAGCGCUUGAGCACACGUACGUGGCGCGGACGCACGUCGAAGUGUGCAAGAAGCGCGCCAAUCUGCUGGCGCCGGUGUUCGCCGACGCUCGCCGACGGGGCGUCAUUGUCUUUGAGGUGCCGACAAGAACGAACUUCGAAGCGAUCCGGUUCACCUCGACGUCGCGCCUCAUCCUCGGGCGCAUUCAAGCCGAGCUUGGCGAGAUCACGCGCUGCACGCAGUUCAAGCACACCGACAUCAAGCGUCUCUUCUCGGGUGCCGGCCGCAAGUUUCUGGGCACGCUCUCGAAUGACAUUUAUGUGCACUGGAACGCACGCACGGGCCAAAUUUUUGUCUACGGCAACGACGACGAGUUCCAAAGAGCCAAACGCGACAUGGUCGGUUUUAUCAAGCAGUUUGCCGCGCUGGACGUCACCGACCGCGUCCUCGUGCUCGACAAGCGCAAGAUCAAGUCGCUCAAAGUCGCAUCCGUAUGUGCGCGCGCUUUUGAUCUUGGCGCCAAGUUGUAUCUCUCGGGAUCACACGACGCCAUCGAGGCCAUCACAGCGUCCCUCCAAGGCUACUUGUUUGCAAACCGGGACGGACCCCGCUCGGUCGCGACGAGUACACUCGAGUGCCCGCUUUGCCUAUGCGAAGUCGAUGCUACGACGACGCAGCUGACGUUGUGCGGUCACACCUUCUGCACCAACUGCAUUCUGCCCAUGUUUGGAAGUCAAGACACCAAGCUUCCACUGAGAUGCCCUCGGGAUGGGUGCAACGCUGCAUUGAGUGUCGAAGACAGCUUGAAGCUGGUGCCGCCGUCGCAACUCGAGGGCUUGGCCGAGAAGGCCGUGGAGCUCUACCGAGUGCAACACCAAGAUGCCUUUUCGCUGUGUCCGCAGCCGGGUUGCAACCAAGUGUUCCGUACCGCAGAGUACAAGAAAGGAAUGCACGGGGGCGACCGCGCAGUGUGCGACAACUGCCAAAAGACGUACUGCAUCACGUGCUCGGACAAGUUGGCGAUGCCCGUCGACGAGCACCCGACGGUCACGUGCCAGCUCUCUCAGCUCAGCGCGAACCGGACUGUGCAAGGCCACGUCCGUCGCAUCUGCGACGAGAUCCUCACGCUCGCAUGCCCGAAAUGCAAGUCGGCGUUCCUCGACUUCACGGGUUGCACGUGUGUCACUUGCGGCAACACCAACUGCAACACGAAUUUCUGUGCCAACUGCCUCGUGUACCACAACAGGGACAACUCGGCAUGCCACAGUCAUGUGCUCGACUGCCCAUCAAACCCCAACCGAGGUCGAAGCCAUUUUGUAUCGACCGAGCUGCUGCAGAAAACACACGCUGAUGCGCGCAAGAAACAAACCACCGCGUACCUUGCGAACGUUGCGGUCGCUGGCGACGAACGACGCGGUGUGUGGCAGAUGAUCCAGCCCGAUUUGGUGGACCUCGGAAUUCACUUUACUGAGCAAGAACUCGCUCAGCUUUCCAUUGCGUAACUUGACAUUCAUAAUAACAAGAUAGCAUCGGGCAAACGAUGACUCAGUUGACC